CAAGCAAUGGCAAUAACAAAGAACAUUUAAAUUGUGAUACUAUACAAUGCGUCCUCGAAGGAAGUCUUUCGUUUAUUUGCCCUUGUGCAUGUUAUUAUUAGUCACAAGUUGCCAUGGAAACCAGAACGAGGAUACGGAGACUUACUUGAGUAAAUUUAUAGCCGAUAUUUGGCUAGAAGGAGGUGACAUGGUUCGAAUAAUUUGGAGAGAUUGUUCUAAGAAGUUAAUGGAAGUGAAAGACGUUAUUGACCACAAGGAGUAUUUCCCCAAAUUCAUGAGGUGCAUGAAAAGGAAGACACUCCGCGCUAUAGAUCGUUCACUAAGCCCCGACGUUGUGCCUAUAGCGGAAGGUGUUAGCUUGGUUCGGUUCGAGCUUGUCGAUCGUUCGGGAAAUAUUUUACCGGAAAACGACACUAAUAGUUCAUGGACAGAAAAGGAGUUGGAAGAAAAUGAUUGGCGCACCUUAGCCUUAAAGAGAAUGGCAAAAAUUUUGCGAACUCAUGUCAUCAAAUUCGAUUUUGAAGAGGGAAAAUCUGUUGAAAAAUUUGAAUUUCGCGGGCGUAGACGUCACCACAUGAUGACCAUGAUGAUGUUCGGCGUGGUCUCCAUUGGUAUGGUGGUUGUGCCAAUGGGAUUCCAAUUUCUCGCUGUCCUCGGAGGGAAAGCGCUCCUUCUUGCUAAAAUGGCACUCAUUCUUGCUUCCAUACAAGGACUUAAAAAGGUCGCUGCUAGUCCGCUGAAUUACGGUUUCUACCACACGUAUCCACCCUACGAACACUUCGAGAAAAGAAGCCGCGAUGACUGGCCCCCACCAGCUGUUAUGCCCACCACACCGUCGCCUUCAAUCAUUGCACAGAGUCCCUGGUCGAAUCCCGAAAAUGGAAACAUUAAAGCCGACAGAGUACACAUAGCGAAAAUUCCUCAAGAAGCCAAGAGCUCAACAAAAGAGGUGCAUUGGAAGCCCGAAAUACCUAAAGCCGUUAAAAAAGAUUCAGAGCCAAGAUUGUAUCCGGUUUAUAACGGACUUGCACAUAGCCCCACAGCCGUCUACUCCGCCAUAGAUGCACCGGCUCCUCUAAUAGACUUAACUACGAGACCGGGAGAAGUUCAAGCCGAUCUCGCGUUAGAUCUGCCGUACAAUAACUUUCGCUUUCAAAGUCCCACUCCUGUGGUUUCAGCUUGAUGUGUUCGUGCGGUUGUUCAAGGCUCUGUACAACGUUGUUACUGGAAUUUAUUCUUAUUUAGCACAAGUUUUA
Messenger RNA from Bombyx mandarina (wild silkworm), 1256 nucleotides. RefSeq names its product DUF1676 domain-containing protein Osi23 (gene Osi23). Gene Ontology annotation, cellular component: membrane. The record is from RefSeq and is a predicted model, not a curated record. Lineage: Eukaryota; Metazoa; Arthropoda; Insecta; Lepidoptera; Bombycidae.